CACAAGUUCCCUUUCCUCCCACUGACGAACUCCGACCACCGGGAAGCUGUCUGUCUCAGAGGCUUGUUCAUUUCAACUUCUCAGCGUUUUAAAAAUAAUAACACAGCAAUGUCAAGCUACCACAAACCUGACGAGAAAACCCUGCAGGGUCUCAGAGAUAUCGCGAACAAGCUCAGGAUCAAGUCCAUCAAGGCGACAUGCGCAUCCAACUCCGGUCAUCCAACAUCAUGUUGCAGUGCAGCCGAGCUCAUGUCUGUGCUCUUCUUUCACACCAUGCGCUAUAAAACCGGUGAUCCACGCAACCAGUGCAAUGACCGCUUCGUUCUCUCAAAGGGCCAUGCUGCACCUGUUCUGUACGCUGCCUGGGCUGAAGUAGGUUAUGUAAAGGAAUCCGAUCUCCUUAAUCUCCGCAAGAUUGACUGCGAUCUAGAGGGACACCCUACCCCAAAACUAGAAUUUGUCGACGUGGCUACAGGCUCUCUAGGACAGGGUCUUGGGGCGGCCUGCGGAAUGGCGUACACUGGCAAAAACUUCGACAAAUCCAGCUACCGCGUGUACUGCAUGCUGGGUGAUGGCGAGUGUUCAGAAGGCUCCGUGUGGGAGGCUAUGGCCUUUGCUUCUCACUACAACCUGGACAAUCUUGUGGCCAUCUUGGACGUCAACCGUCUUGGUCAGAGUGAGGCUGCACCCCUGAAGCAUGACAUGGAGGUCUACCGCAAACGCUGCGAAGCUUUUGGGUGGAACACGUAUGUUGUGGAUGGACACGACGUGGAAGAGCUGUGCAAGGCUCUCUGGCAGGCUCAGCAGGUCAAGGGGAAACCAACUUGCAUUGUUGCCAAGACAUUUAAGGGCAAAGGUCUUAAAGGUAUUGAGGAUCUGGACAACUGGCAUGGAAAGCCCAUCCCUAAAGACAAAGUGGAGGAACUCCUGAAUGACUUACAGGCUCAGAUCCAGGUCCCGAACAAGACCUUUUGCCCUGAAGGACCCAGUAAUGAUACAGCACCUGCAGACCUUAGCCCGAUCCUCAUGGCCUCACCUCCGAGCUAUGAAAAAGGAACCAAGGUAAAAAAAAAAGUGACACAACAAAGACGUCAUCAGUUAUGUACGUAAAUCUUUGUAAAUAUUUCAGUGAUUAUC
Cynoglossus semilaevis (tongue sole) is the source of this 1137-nucleotide messenger RNA. RefSeq names its product transketolase-like. The record is from RefSeq and is a predicted model, not a curated record. Gene Ontology annotation, molecular function: transketolase activity; thiamine pyrophosphate binding. The transcript is spliced from 7 exons. NCBI's taxonomy places the organism in Eukaryota, Metazoa, Chordata, Actinopteri, Pleuronectiformes, Cynoglossidae. The coding region runs from base 109 to 1110 and encodes 333 amino acids.